Peronospora matthiolae is the source of this 1329-nucleotide messenger RNA. NCBI's taxonomy places the organism in Eukaryota, Oomycota, Peronosporomycetes, Peronosporales, Peronosporaceae. The record is from the annotation of a GenBank genome assembly.
AUGCAAGCCAUGCUGAGCGACAACCUGCGCGACCCGCCGUUCUAUCUCCAGCGGAGCACAAGCGCCUCGUCUUCCGGAAUUCCUCACCACCACCUGAAUCCUCCUCCUCCUCCUCCUCAUUUCCACCACCUGCACGACCCCCUCCAGAACACCUACACACCGAGCCACCACAAUCACCACCAUCACCACCAUCACAACCACGACCAGAACGUCCUUAGCAUGCCGCUCGUGCCGACCACCCACGCUCCGGUCCAUGACAACCCGGACCCGAAUCCCGACGAGAUCGCUAAUUCGGCCCCGGCAGCCGUUCGGCGACCCGGGACGGCCCGUCGGGCCGCGCCGUCCGAAGACCGGCCGUUCGCGUGUCCCGUGCCGAAUUGCGGCGGCCGGUUCCACCGCAAGUUCACGCUCCACGAGCACCUGAAGACGCACACGGGGGAACAGCCGCAUCAGUGUCCCGUGGCCGAGUGUGGCAAGCGCUUUAGCACGUCGGGGAACCUCGCGCGGCACCGGAAACUCCACGCGAUGCGGAAAAUCAGCUGUCCGGCCACGCACUGCACGCGCGUGUUUACGAGCCGGGAGAAGCUCGUGCCGCACCUGAAAGUGCACUUGGCACGGACGCCACACACGUGCGACUUUGCCGGGUGCGGCAAAACCUUCAGUACGGCCGGGAAUCUCACGCGCCACCGGCGGACGCAGCACCGGGCCGGCCCGGUGUCCCAUUCGGACACGACCGGCCCAGUGCUCACGGGUCCGGCCCCGACGCUCCCGCGGCCCAAGUUUGAGUUCCCGGGCCGGAGUGUCCCGCUUCCGACGGGAUCGUUGCCGAUGCGGGGGCUUUUGUGGCCCUCGCACGCGCCGGUAGAGCCGCACCCGCCCCCGCAGCGCAUCCUCGAGUCGGACGUCCAGGAUUUGUUCGACUGUUUGUUCCUCGAGAACGCCCAAGCGGCUGCGGCCGCGGCGGCAGCAAAUGGUCAUCAUAAUGUUGCGGUGAUCCGGGACCGACUGCCGAAGCUCGAGCUGCCAAGGGACAACCGACCUCCUCAAUCAUCAGUACAUCAAGUGCAGCCGUCGUACCUUACGGCCACAGCAUCGCUCUGUGGUCGAUUGAAAAAUCUCGUUGCACGGCCGGCUGGCAUCCGUAACCUUGAACGAUUUGCAAGUGGAUCCUCCUCGGGCUAUCCGAGGACAACUGCUGGCCGAGAAGUCCGCCCCUAUCCUCUCACACUCAAGCAGGGACAGACAGCAAGGAGACGGCAGCUUCAGGUUUUCUUGCAUGUGCAACAAGCGCUUGUUGCGGCUACAACACGGACGUUUAGUAGUCAGUAG